Molecule: messenger RNA, 695 nt
Organism: Paramecium sonneborni
Lineage: Eukaryota; Ciliophora; Oligohymenophorea; Peniculida; Parameciidae
Source: the annotation of a GenBank genome assembly
CAUUUUAUGGAUUCUUAAUAUGAGGAGGGAGAAAUUAUGACUCAUAAAAAUGACAAAUUAGAACGUAUAAAUAGUGAAUCCUCUUUACGAUCUCUUGUAAAUUUUUUAAUUUAUUCAUAGAGUGACACAAAUGGUGAUGAAAGAUUACGUAAAUCUUUAUUAGAAAAAACAAGUUCCUUUUCUUAUAUUUGUGCUAUUUUUAAUUUCUUAGGUCAUUGUACAUAAGUUGGUUGCAAGUAUUUCUAUUAAUAUUCUUUUAGGAAAAGACAUAUUUUAUUAUAGGAUGGAUUAGAUUAAUUCAUCACUGAGAAUAUGCAAUUAUUGAAUCAAUUGAUUAGUAGUGGAUAAAACAUUAGAGUUCCUAUAGAAAAGAUAAUAAAUAGAGAAAAUCGCAAUUCCAAACACUAAGUAAUCAAACCUAAAGUUAUGAUUAAUUAUAAUCGAGAACUUUGUGAAAAAUAUUAAAGAGCCUUAACUCAUAAAUUAAGAAAAGAUAUUGAUAAGAUGCAAGAUAAACUUAAAACCAUUUCAUAUCUUAAGAAAUGGGUUAGACAUAAUUUCGUAGAUGCUAGAGAUUUUAGUGAAUUGUACUAUUCCCUAAAUUCUACGCAAUAAAUUCAUUUUAUGAACUUUUUUAAAGUUCUUGAGUUAUAAACACCCUCAUUUCAAUGAUCAUUAUACAUAUCAAGUUUGUU